Molecule: messenger RNA, 543 nt
Organism: Diaporthe citri
Lineage: Eukaryota; Fungi; Ascomycota; Sordariomycetes; Diaporthales; Diaporthaceae
Exons: 2
Coding region: 1-543 (180 amino acids)
Source: RefSeq, a predicted model, not a curated record
AUGUUCGCACCCAUCACCGCCCUCUUUGCCGCCGCGGCCCUGCUGCCGGGGUUGGCAUCCGGCGCCACGCUCAGUGGUCUGGGUACAAUCUCGGUGAUCAACUCCAGCUCCUUCACCACGGCCACACCUGACAUGUCCAUCGGCUGUAUCGAUGCCGCUGGCAGGCUGGUCAUGGACGGCUGUGCGACCUUCGAAUUCCGCGACGCCUACCCCAACGGUAUCUUCACAAGCGACGGGAACUGCUCCUUCACAGACUCGUCACAGCCGGCGAACACGGACAACCGCUACGGUGCCAGCAGCUAUGCCUGGUCGUGUUGGUCCCACGAGGCCGUGGUUACUGAUCAGAUCUACACAGUCGAUGGGUUUGCAUAUCCAUUCCUCUGCCAGGGCGACGUCAACUGCUACUUUGACAUUCCCAGUGCACCAUCGAAGGGAAGCCAGCAGCUGCCGGUCUGGAGGUACACGUGGGGCAGUGCACAGCCGGGAAUCACCCCUGGUCAUCUGAAGGCCCUGCUCCUGUGGGAACCCGUCUCAUCCUCGUGA